CGGUGCCGUUAGCGACAUCCGUUGCUUGUAUAGAUAUCUUUGCGUAGUGAACGAGUUAUAUCUGUAGCAGGAGGUCUUCGCGUCGGAACGAGGGCUGAAACUGAAGGAUUUGAAUGGAAAACGAGGAAUGAUUCACGCCCAAAUCUGGGAAAGAUAUCCAGAUAUAUGUGGCUGCUCUAGAAAGUCCAUAUGCAUAUGGCAAACAUUUCAGAAUCUGGGUAGGAGCAGCUUCUCCAAAACAGCUUCUGAUUCUUCUAAUUUUAUUCCUAAAAUACCCCAAGCAAUAUACGAUACUCACAGCAUCGUGGAACUAGGGCUUUCUCUUCUGCGCAUUUUAGGACCGGCCAGAGCUCUUCCCACCUGCGCUGCAGCUCUUCUUCUCCGCCGAUUUCUAGCCUGCGGCUCUUCUUUAUCCACAGCCCAGGUAAAGCAGUGAGCUCUUCUCUUCUCCUCUAUUCUAGAGUUGUGGCUUUUUUUAUUUUCUUUUAUGUAUAUGAAUUAAUACCUUUAUUCCAUCAGUGUGCCUUUAUUGUUUCAUUUUUAUGCAAUUUUUUUUGGGUUAUUCAUAUGCUUGUAGUUUUCACCAUUAACUGUUCAGAUAUGCUUGAGAUUAUUUUUUUGAAUUUGCUCAACAUUAUAAAGUUAAAUUUGUGUAAUUCUUGCCUGGAAUCUGUUCACGAGUAAUAAGGGUUUGAAUUUUUCAUCAGUUUCUUAGGUUAUGGAAUAUGAAUAAGAUCUCACUUUUACUUGAUCAUGCAAGAAAAACCUAACUUUUUUGCACUGCCUUUUACUCUCUUGAGGUUGGUGCUGGGGUUUAAUUUUUCUCUUUAGAAAAUCCCUAAAUACACUGAUACACACAUUAAUAAGGGUCUGAAAUUUUCAUCAGUUUCUUCUCUUUAAAUAAACUGAACUCUUUAACAUCUCUUUAACUGAGUUCCAAUCUUGUUCUCCACUUUAUGAUUACUUUUAAUAAUUUCAAAUUGCUUACAAGAUUUAAUCGGGUUUGGAAUAUAAUUGUGAAUCAAGUUUGCUAAUAAUAUGUUAAAUUCAGGUAUGGCAUCUCACAAAGUUAGUACUUUUGAUGAUGAAGGGAAACAAAAAAACGAUUCCAAAAAAUUUCAUUGGGACCAUGCAACCCAUAUGACCUUCCUUGAUGUAUGUCUUGUUGAAGUGUGAAAUGGUAAUAGGCCCGGUAGCCAUUUUAAUAGGUUGGGCUGGAAAAACUUGAUUGAUAACAUGAAAAAACAUACAAAUAUAACAUUUAACAAAAUGCAACUUAAGAAUCAUUGGGAUAAGAUGAAGAAAGAAUGGAAAGCUUAUGAUAAGCGAAUGAGGAAAGAAUCUGGCCUUGGAUGGGAUCCGAUUACAAAGAGCAUUGAUGCUACACUAGAUUGGUGGGCAGCAGUAAUACAGGUAAUUAUUAAUUUAAAUGAGCAAGUCUUUUAUUUAUUAUUUUCUAAAGUGCAGCUUAUGUAAAGUACAGUAUUUAAUAAUUGUAGCUAUAUGAAGUUCCAGUUUUUUAAGCCUGUUUUUAAGUGCAGUCUAUACAACUUCCAGUUUUUAGAAACUGUUUUCAAAUUCUGGUUUCAAUUUAUGUUUUUAAACUGCAGUUUUUAGGAACAUCCAGUUUUUAAAAGCAGUUUUCAAAUUCUGUUUUUAAAGUGCAAUUUUUACAGAGUUCCAGUUUUUAAAAACUGUUUUCAAAUUCUGUUUUUCAGUGCAGUUUUUACAGAGUUCCAGUUUAUAAAAACUGUUUUCAAUUUAUGUUUUUAAACUGCAGUUUUUAGGAACAUCCAGCUUUUAAAAGCAGUUUUCAAAUUCUGUUUUUAAAGUGCAGUUUUUACAGAGUUCCAGUUUUUAAAAACUGUUUUCAAAUACUGUUUUUAAGUGCUGUUUUUACAGAGUUCCAGUUUAUACAAACUGUUUUCAAAUUACUCCGUCGUAUGUUUUUAAACUGCAGUUUUUAGGAACAUCCAGUUUUUAAAAGCAGUUUUUAAAUUCUGUUUUAAAGUGCAGUUUUUUAGGAGUUCCAGUUUUUAAAAACUGUUUUCCAAGUGCAGUUUAUAAAAACUGUAAACUGGAAGAUCCUGGAUGUGCAGGUUAAAGUGUAGUUCUUAAAGUGCAGUUUUACUUAUGCUUGGAUACUGUUUUUAAAGUGUUGUUUUUAUCAACAGGAGGAUCCUGAAUGUGCAUAAUUAAGUAAUUUGCCAUUACUGAUUUCUAAACUUAUACGUAGUAUUUAGUUACAAUAUACUUGGUUAGAUAUGACGGUAAGGAAGAUCCAAUCUGCUACAAAGUCUACAAGUUUGCCAUGGACAAUAGCUUAAGGUGAAGACACCCUCACUCCAAUCAGUUCAUUUCUUCCACCGUCAAUGGUGCCAGAUCCCCAAGAUUUGGAGUUAUGGUUGAAGGUUGAUGGGGAGAUUUGUCAAGAAGGCUCUACUCGUGGUAUGAUAUUCAAGAUUCCAUACUUGAUUAGCCACAUAAGCUCUAUCAUGACACUGCUUGAGGGUGACAUUAUUUUAAAAGGCACUCCUGAGUCCUGAGGGUGUUGGUCCGGUUGUGGUGGGACAAAAGAUGGAAGUCGGGAUAAGAGGUCUCAUGGAUGGUCACGGUUCACUUUGAUGUGGAAAAACGCUAGCAGGCAAUUUCGUAACAUUUAUUAGUGUCUUCACAAGUAUGUAACUGACCAACAAUCUAAUAAUCUAUAGUGAAAUUUCAAACACCUCCAUGGUUAUAUUCGUACCAAAAGUUUGAACAAAAUAAAAAAAUGUAUGAGGUUCCCCCUUCAAUAAUACAUUGUGUUCUAG
Molecule: messenger RNA, 2810 nt
Organism: Cuscuta epithymum
Lineage: Eukaryota; Viridiplantae; Streptophyta; Magnoliopsida; Solanales; Convolvulaceae
Source: the annotation of a GenBank genome assembly